Molecule: messenger RNA, 4530 nt
Organism: Limulus polyphemus (Atlantic horseshoe crab)
Lineage: Eukaryota; Metazoa; Arthropoda; Merostomata; Xiphosura; Limulidae
Product: ras and EF-hand domain-containing protein-like
Exons: 19
Coding region: 758-3454 (898 amino acids)
Molecular function (GO): GTP binding; calcium ion binding; GTPase activity
Source: RefSeq, a predicted model, not a curated record
UAACGAGAGUUUUUCAACAGGUGUUUCAAUUCAUAAUACACACGCGCAAUACCACUACCUGAAUCCUGAGUUUGUGCGUCAGAGAAAUAAACUAGUGUUUAUAUAGAUGCUUUCUUUUUGCAUGUUAUCAGUUUUAAAGUCACUAGCGGGUCCAGCGAUAUCAUAAGUUACUUAGUGGUUGAGUUAGCUUGUUUUUUUUAGAACUAUUCCAUUUUGGAUGUAAGAAUAUAUUCGCCAGUUUUGAUCAAAAUUCUUUGGAAUAACUUGUUUAGUCACUUGGAUGAACAUUGAAGCUGUUGUAAGGACAAUAACAGUUAGAUCAUCAGUACUGGUUUCUUAAAACUGCACGUGUUCGAUACUACCAAAUGUAAAGCAGUUCGUGGUUAAGCAAUAACGAAUCAUCUGUGUAACGUUAACAAAUGCAUCGCUACCGAACGAUAGGCUUAAUCAAACGGAAUGAUAAUAAGAAAGACCACUUAUGUUCGUUACGUGUACAGAGUUUUAUAUCCGCUUGGUAAACUGGGAAUGCGGAUGCUUGUCAAUCACAUAUCAUAUCAAGACUUAUUCUAUGGUUGAAAGAAGUGGCUUUAUCAUCAAGAAGUGAUAACUUAUUAUUGAAACUACAGACGAUACCGAAUCAAUAAAGUCUUGUUCUUCUCUGAAGACGAAACACAUCAGUUCGCUAACUUAGAACGCAAACUUCAUUUACGUGAGUAUGUAUCACUUUACAGUCUGUGUUUGAUUUAUAUAAUCCAAGAUGGCUUCUGCUGAAUUAGAAGACUUGUUUAAAACUUACGACACUAGAGGGACAGGUUACUUAAGCCAGGAUGAAUUGCGAAACUUGUGUGCUAAAUUUGGAAUUAGUGUUCAAGAUGCUGACGCUAUAUUCCAUGACCUAGACCACGACGAUGAUGGCAGAAUCGAUUAUGAAAAAUUUUCGAAUGGUUUUACAGUUUUUGCAACCCAAAGCCGAAGACAAUCAGUCGACCCCGAUCCGACUUCGUGUCUUGAUGAAGAUAAGAAACAGAUGGUGUUUCAAACAUGGCAGAACCUGAUGAAGGAACUAGGAAAAGCAGGGAAUCUUAUCAGUGAAGAAAAACUCUUAGCUAUGUCUACAGAACUUCAAAACAGUGAAAACCCAAACCUAGUAAUACAUUUCGAAACACUGAUUAGUGAUUUACUGGAAAGUAUUAGAAAACUUCAGGAAGAAAAUGCAAAAUUAGAGAAUUUAUGGAAAAGGGAGAAGAAAGAGCACGAGCGACAUCUACAUAGUUCGGAAGAAGAGCUUGAUACUCAAGUAAAACAUUUAGAGCUUCGGGAAAAGAAACAGGUGGAUUCUUGGCUGAAGUCCGUUAAGGACCCUAUCAAAGCUGACCGACUAUCAGAAGUCCUUACAAAGCUUGAAGAUGCUGUGGAUGAGAACCGUCAGGUUCGAAUUUCAUUGAUGGACACUCAAACUAGUGUGGCCUUAAUGAGGAGUGACAUUGCUCAACUGAGGAGUAUGUAUGAGGAGAAAUGUCGCGAGCUGAGAAGUGAGAGAGAGCGAGUUUUGGAUGUUUUUAACAAACAUGAUCACCUCAGUAGACUACUUUUUCUCUUACAUGAUGACACCAAAAGACUUCAGGACACCAACGACACCCUGGGAGAGUUUGUAGAUGUAGAAAGAAACCUUUGUCACAAACAAACAUCACACGUAGAACUUGGUAAAACGGACUCAAUCAUUGGGGAUUACCUAUGUGCUGAAAUGCCUUCUAUAGGGCUUGCAAAAUCAAAACAGUCGUCGAUAGAAGAAAAUGAUGAUGGAUAUUCUCUCAUCGAAGAUUCUGAGGACAACCGACGUUUGUUAAUGUCUUGGUUUGGUUUAAACAAUGACGACAACAGUAACAUGGACAGUAUUAUGGAUGACAUUGACAGUGGACUUUCAACGCUACGAGACGUCACUGAGACCGAUGAUUUUAGUGACAAUGUUGCCGAAGAAAAUGAAAAACAGGCGAAAAUUUUGAGGUUAACUACGAAAAAAGAAUCUUCAACGUCCACCCAGUCGCAAUCUGGAAGUCGUAAGAGUAGCCUUUCCGAACGAAGACAUCUUUCUAAACCUAAAGUUAGAACAGAAGUUCAGAGUAUGUUGCAGUCUGAUGCGAAAGUAAAGAGUGAUAUUUUGGAAAAUGGACAACCGCUAAGCUACAGCAUCACACACACAGAGUCAGAAGAAGGCUUCUCAUCUCGCCGUGUUAUGGAGAUAAAACGACAACUUGGGUUGGAUCCUGAAGUUGCUGGAUACACUAGACAACUAUCAUCUAAACAAUCAACUCCUACAUCAACUGUGGACGGUACCCCUGUUCCCACCCCUCGUUUAUCUUUGGAACACCACCCAGCGCAAGCGAGGAAACUCCCUCCUCAUCCACUACCACGAGGUCGCUUCAAGCAACAAAAGGCAGUACACGUAGUUACAAAGAAGUCUGAUGUUAAUAAGAGAAUCCUAAAUCAGAGCGUAGAAGUAGCGAAUAUCCACGAAGAACGGAUUGUUCACGCACAAGAGGAGAAUCACCAACAACAAAAAUUGAAAGCUGUGGAAAGUUACAGUAUUGAACCAAAGAGUCCUAUCGAUAGAACGUACAAAGUAGAAGUAGCGAAUAUCCACGAAGAACGGGUUGUUCACGCACAAGAGGAGAAUCACCAACAACAAAAAUUGAAAACUGUGGAAAGUUACAGUAUUGAACCAAAGAGUCCUCUAGAUAGAACGUACGAAGUAAAUAGAGGUGACAGUUUUGAGCCUAAUGGUCCUCAAGAUAGAACGUACAAAGUAGUGUUUGUCGGAGAUGCUGCUGUUGGGAAGUCUUCGCUGAUCAUUAGACUCAGCAAAGGCGUCUUUGUGGAAAACCUUACAUCAACUUUAGGUGUUGAUUUUUACAUGAAAUAUUUGAGAGUCGAUGGCAGAAACAUAGCAGUGCAAUUAUGGGACACCGCAGGACAAGAACGGUUUCGCAGUAUAACUCAAUCUUACUUCCGUAAAGCUGAUGGUAUAAUGUUGGUGUAUGACUGCACUAACGAACAUUCCUUCUUAAACGUACGCCAGUGGAUAGAUGCUGUGGAUGUGUCCUGUUUCUACACCAUGAUGGCGCUGCAUGCAAACAGUCCCACCAGGGAUGUGGCUUCUCAACGGAUACCAGUUGUGAUUUUGGCAAACAAAACAGAUCAACGGAAAAUGGCUCAAGCAGAAAAGAGGUGUUGUGUUAGUACAGAAGACGGACAAAAACUUGCAAAAGAUUUCGAGGCUCUUUUUAUUGAAGUUAGUGCUAAGACAGGACACAACGUGUUAGAAUCGUUGGUUAUUCUAGCUCGUGCCAUGUCAGCAACAGAAGAUGUUCAGGUCAAAUGUGCGGGACUAAGUUUGAAAGAAGCAAUGCCAAAACCUGCCAGUUCUAACAAAUGUCUAAGAAAGUGCUCUAAGUAGAAGACGAAGAUUCCACUAAAUGAGUCGAGAUCAAUUUCUCAAAUAAACAUUUUUUUUUGGUAUUAACGUGGAAAAAAAAAGAUUUCACAUCACAAAAAAAAACCUGUUACUAAAUCUUGACUAGUAUUUGUUCUCAAAAGCAUGAGCUAAAUGCAUCAUUAUUUUAAGUAAUAUUUACUCUUUCUACGUUUGUUUAUAUAAAUCGUAUUUGUUCCGAACUUUCUUAAUUGUCAGAUUCAGUUAGGUGGUUUACUUCAAGUUUGAUAAUUUUUUACAUAAAUGUUUUUCUAACAUUCUAAAAUGUUUUUCUAUUAAAUUCUAUUUUUUCUACUAAAGCUCAACAACUAACAUUAUAUUGAUAAUGUCUAUUCUGUCAGGACCAAAUCAUGAAGUGUACAGAGAGUGUAUCCUUGUUGUCUAUAUGUCCCGUUUUGGACCUCUCAGUCCCGGUGUCCUGUAGAGAUAUUUCGGGACGUAACAAAUGUACCAGUUUUAUCUUAUCUUGUUUUUCAUUUUUUGCUGGAUGACUCCAUAUUUGUUUAAAAGUUCCAGUUUUUAAAGAAAACUAGUAAUCUACUUUUUUGGUUAAUAUUGUAGUAACUACAGGGACAGUUUUGCCGGGACAAUCCCGUUUUGUGGUAGUUUGUCCCAAUGUCCCGAGGAAAGUUCUUUGAACUCACGUGACUCACCAAACAACUUAUGAUAAAGACAUCAAACUGUCAGUCGCGAAUGUGUUAGGUCUACCUGACUUGUUCAUUGUUGUAACACUUACUCCCAUGCUACCAAACUCUCUCGAAAGUCCCUAUAUAUAUAUUUAAAUCUAGAAGACUUUUAUGCGCAAAAACAAAAAAAAAAGUUUACAUCUCGCCAUUUUGAUUUAUUUAGAAAUAUGUAGAUCUCAUAUUAGCUUUGCAAUAAUAUAGUCACCUUGUUCUCCACGAAAGCGUCGAAUAUUAAGUACCGUAUUAUUCGGUGUAUAAGACGCAUUUUUUACCCCAAAAUUUGAUGUCAAAAUCUGCUUGCGUCCUAUACACCGAAGGUACGAAUAAUAUAUAUGUAUAUAUACGAUAUACACA